CCCUCUGGCUCCACAAGGGAACACGGGGGUCCAGCUGGCUCUCUGGCCCCCUCCCCACAGCUCCACACACCUGCUGGCAGGCACAGGAGAACAUCUUCCACAGAAGUCCCUGCAGGACAGGGGCACAGAACAACAGAUCAGCGGCAAAUCUGACGUCCCAUCGCGGUUUAAAUUCAGCCCAUCCUAACACUGAGCCCCAGGCAGCCCUUCACAGACUUACCUCCAGCUCAUCUCCUGCGUUAUGGCCGGGCCACAAAACCACAGCUAUGUGUGUGAAUUCACCCGCCACUCCAGCGACGUCCUGAUGAACCUGAACGAAUUGCGCAAACGGCACAUUCUCACGGACGUCACCUUGCAAGUGGGAGGAUGCCCCUUGCAGGCCCACAAAGCUGUCCUUACCGCCUGCAGUGGCUUUUUCUACUCCAUCUUCCUGGGCCAGGGAGGCCACGAGGUGAGCGUGCUGAGCUUGCCCAGCUCCAUCGAGCCAGCCGGCUUCCAGGCCCUCCUCGAUUUCAUGUACACGUCCCGCCUGCUCCUCACCCCGGGCACAGUGCCUGCUCUCCUGGCGGCUGCCUCCUACCUGCAGAUGGAACAUGUGGUGGAGAGUUGCCAUCGCUUCAUCCAGGCGAGCUACGACAGGGUCACCUUCCUCUUGACUCCUCCAACACCCAACUUCCCUCGCCGCAAAUUCCAGCCCCUCGAAGGCGAAGUGAGAUCCGUGGCUGCCAGUUUCCCAAGGCAGGUGCAAGAAGAUGCCACCAUCGCUUCCACUGCUGCCUCUCCUUUCCCUGGAUCCUAUUGCCUCAAGGAGAAGGAAUUGGGGUCCAUGAUGUCUCCAGGUGCCGGCGAUCAGUCUCCUCCUGGCCAGCCGGCCUCUCCUCGCGAGUCGAGCAGCUGCGCCCCAAUCCCUGACCCCAAAGCUUGCAACUGGAAGAAGUACCGGUUCAUUGUUCUCAACUCCAUGCUGCGUGAGGGGAGGCAGGACCCCCCCAAAUCCCACAGCCAGGCCGGCAGCAAUGGAGACUCCGGGAAAGGAAGCCACCUUCAGAGGCUGCCUACAGCUCAGGCCCAUUGCUCCAUCUGCAAUCAGCCAACCCCCCCGCUUUGCUCACAUCCUCCAGAGGAUGUUUCCAUGGGGCAGGGAGACCCCUCUGGUACUGGUGCUAGCCCAUAUGACUGCAAGGCCUGUGACUUAGCAUACCUGGAAGGGGAGGAAGGAGGAAGAGGAGGAGGACGGAGCCCGCCACCAGCAGGAGAUGUCUCCGAGGAGAAGCCGCACAAAUGCCAUUUCUGCAGCUCUGCCUUCCGCUACAAGGGGAGCCUUGCAAGCCAUAGAUCUCUGCAUACAGGUGUGCUUGCGCGAGAGAAGCCGUAUCGCUGUGGGAUUUGCGGAGCCCAGUUCAACCGCCCGGCCAACCUCAAGACUCACCUGCGCAUCCACUCGGGGGAGAAGCCGUACAAGUGCGAGACCUGCGGAUCUCGUUUUGUGCAGGUUGCCCACUUGAGGGCCCACAUCCUCAUCCAUACUGGCGAGAAGCCCUACCCAUGUGGGACCUGCGGGACGCGCUUCAGACACCUGCAGACCCUCAAAAGCCACAUCCGCAUUCAUACAGGAGAGAAACCUUAUCAUUGUGAGAAAUGCAGCAUCCACUUCCGCCACAAGAGUCAGCUGCGGCUUCAUCUGCGACAGAAGCACGGCGCCAUCACCAACACCAAGAUCCGCUACCAGGUGCUCAACGGCCCUUACGCCACCCUCUGCUGAGUGUUGCUCAUUCCUGCCAAAUCCACCUCCCUGCAGAAUGCAGCUGUUGGUGGGAUGUUCCUGUAUCUGAACGUUGGAACUUUUGGUGCUUUACGGCCAACGUUCACAGCAUCUGAUGCCAUAGAGGGGAUGCCACGUUCUUGGCCUCUGCUUCUUUCUGUUAGCAUCCCCCAGAUAAAAACAUUCAGACUUCUCCCAGGUUCAAAUCCUACAGUUUAGACAUUUAGUAGGUUUUGAAUGUUUAAAUCAAAAUUGGGUUCCUUUUCCGUCCCAGACUUCACCAGGGCGGUGGAGGACAGAAGCGUCUUUCCUACAAGCAAUGCUUCAAAGGGACAGCAUGGGUGGGUGGGUGCAGGGUGGAUGAACAUAGGAAAAUAGGAAGGUAGGCCCUUGGCCCAUCAAGCUCAGUAGUGACUGCACUGACUGGCAGCAGCUCUCCAGCGUUUCAAGCAGGUUUCCCCAGCCUUAUUCGAAGAUGCCAUGGGCUGAUCCUGGAGGCUGUUCCAUGCCAAGCAUGGCCUCUUCCCUAUGCCUCUUACUCCCUAGAAUUAAUCCCACUAGGCCGUACUCUCCUCUCAGGAGUAGAGAAGAAAGAGUUUUACUGGUGAAGGACAGCUCUGCAGGCAGAGGUCAAGAAGCAAAAACAAGACUUUCUAAGCCACAUUCAGUUUCUGUCUGAUUAGCUUAUGUAUGACUUUUGUAGAGGGAGGAAUGUCUCUCUCUUCCCCCCCCCCCAUUUUUCUCCAGAUCCCCCACUUGGGAACAAGUUCAGGCCUCAAAGGACAAGAGAACAUUAGAGGAAGUACAAGGCAAUCCUGGCCCCAAAAGAGAAACUGGUUGCAGGCUCCCACAAACUCAGAACUUCCAUCCUGAACAGAGGAAGCGGACUUAGAUCGGUCACAGCAUGCAUUUGAAGCACUCUUAUGCCACUCAACAGUCAUGGCUUCCCCAAAAGAAUCCUGGAAGCUGUAGUUUGUUAAGGGAGCUGGGAGUUGUAGCUCUGUGAGGGGUCUCCUAACAACUCUCAGCACCUGUAACAAACUAUAGUUCUCAGCAGUGGCGGCUGGUGGGUCCAUGGCAGGGGGCAGUGGAAUCCAGGUUUUAGGAGCUUAGACAGCUCCUUGAAAGUUUGGACUGAAACCCGGAGGGGAUUCCACUGCCCCACUGACAUGGAGCCACUAGCUGCCUCUGGUUCCCAGGAUUCUUUGGGGGCCUUCAAGAUCAGUAUUUGACUCCUCUGAUCAAGGGUUGCAUUGGCCAGGUUUGCUUGGGGCUGAUGGGAGUUGUAGUAGUUCUUCAACAUCUGGGGGUUUGAACCGAGCAAAGAUCCUUCCACUGAGCUGCAUCCCCAGCCUUCAGCUAUGGAUUCUGCUUCUCCCACUCUACAGAACGUAAGCUAGCCACAUCUCUUGACAGCUGCAUUGUGAAUAUGGCAUGAUCACUUACAGCAGCAAUGGCCAACCUGGUGCCCUAUAAACAUUUUGGACCACAACUCCCAUCAGCCCCAUGUGAUGGGAGCGCAGGCGUGCUUGGCUGUGGGCUGAUGGGAACUGUAGUCCAAAGCAGCUAGAGGGGGCACCAAGUUAGGAAAGUCUGACUUACAGGGAUUUAUUAGGAUCGUUGGUCGACUUCUUUAUGGUUUUUUAGAAAAUAUCCUGAAAUAAUGCCUCGUCUUUUUUCUUCUUGUACAUGUUAUUUUGCUGGCCAAAUCUGUCUUGUCUGUUUAUAAUACUCCAUUUUUAUUAUUGUUGCUGCCACCGUUUGCUACUUCCGACUGCGUUUGCUGCUGUCUGUGGUGUUUGUCUUCUGUUUUUGCCAAUCUUACACUGAAGAGAUGUUGCAGCAUUGGAGGCUGGUGCUCCAUGUCGGUGGGGCAGUGGAAUCCGCUCCAGGUUUGAGUCCGAACUCUGGGCACCUCUUUGGAAGUUUGGGCGAAAACCCGAAGCGGAUUCCACUGCCCUACUGGCAUGGAGCCGGUGGCCGUCACUGUGUUGCAGUUAACAUGGUCACAAACCUUUCCAGAACCACAUCCAGACUUGAGCCUGGCAGCAGUGGAGAGGAGGCAGGGAAGGGGGAGGUGCAAAAGAGAGACACGGUGAGGUCUGGAACCUCAGCCACUCCAGAAUGGUGCCUAAGAAGUGUCCAGAUUUCCGGUGCUCUAGAAGAGGUCUGGAACCUCAGCUGCUUUCAGGAAAGACUGGGUGGGCCAUUUGAUGAAAAAAAAAGGGAAGCCUGAAAUGAACAAUGGGAGGUGGCUCCAGGCCGGACUGGGGGCUCCGCUAGAUUCUUUUGGUGUGUAUGUGUGUGUGUAUUUUAGGGCUUAGACACAUAGGAAAUGAGUUUAUUUUCAUUCUUUAGCAUAGAUAGCCAAUGUGGUGCCCUCCAGAUGUUGUUGGGCUACAGUUCCCAUCAGCCCCAGCCAACAUGGCCAAUAGUCAAGGAUGAUGGGAGUUGUUGUCCAGCAACAUCUGGAGGGCAUCCCAUUGGCUACUCCUGGUGCAAGCCUCCCCUCCAGAGAGAGGAAGGAAGGUAGAUUCGGGGUUGAUAUGGGAUGAAAGGUGAUGCCCCCCAAGUGGCAAAUGAAUGUAGGUGUUUGAUCUCGAUAUAUCUGAGAUUUAAAGAUGCCCUUUGGAAAGAUGUCUCAAGUUGAAGGCAAACGUGAAUAGGGCAUGUAGGGGAAUUGUUGUGUUCAAAUGCUGGGUAAUGGAUCAAAUAGGCCGGCUCCUUUUUGGUCUGGGCACAGAGGGGGGCAGGAAGAUAUAAGGGUCAGUCUGGAUCGUUUUCUUUUUAAAAACAUGGAUGCCUGUAAGAAAAAAUAUCUCUGUAAGGUCACCAAACUUUAUAUCCUUGUCUUGUUUCAAU
This is a messenger RNA of Rhineura floridana, 4624 nucleotides long. It is a transcript of the gene BCL6B, whose product is annotated as BCL6B transcription repressor. Lineage: Eukaryota; Metazoa; Chordata; Lepidosauria; Squamata; Rhineuridae. Gene Ontology annotation, molecular function: DNA-binding transcription factor activity, RNA polymerase II-specific; RNA polymerase II cis-regulatory region sequence-specific DNA binding; protein binding. Bases 242 to 1762 code for a protein of 506 amino acids. The transcript is spliced from 10 exons. Gene Ontology annotation, biological process: regulation of cytokine production; regulation of immune system process; negative regulation of transcription by RNA polymerase II. The record is from RefSeq and is a predicted model, not a curated record. Gene Ontology annotation, cellular component: nucleus.